GGGAGAGCGCAGCUGCCUCGGCGGCUUCCCAAAGGCGCGGACCCGCGCUGGGCGCUGGAUUCAAGUCCCGGGUGCUGGGCUGCGGAGGUGCUGCGGGCCCUGGAGCAGCGGGUCCUCCACUGUUUGAAAAGUAUCCCUGUGUGUUUCAGCUGAACUGUCUACUCAUCUUCAAGUCAUCAUGAGCCCUAAGAAGCGCAGAUCACAGAGGAUCGCAUUUGAUGAGAAGAGUAAUAUGAAGAUUGAGCACUAUUUUCCUCAGGUCAAUAAAAACCAAGAGAAUAAUUCCAAUACUCCUCAAAUGAAGAUGGGCUCUAAAAGAGAUCCAAAAGAUAUAACUAACACCCAGGCUCAAGGACUCAAAGACCAGACUGUGCCCCCAAAUAAGACAAUUUACAUCACCUUGGAUGUAAGCCACAGGAAACACGUGCUCACGCAUACUGGAGGGGAUAGCUUAUAUGGAGCACUCAACACCCUAGAGGCUGUCAAAAAGGAGAUAAAAACUCAGCAAGGCAAAGAAAUGCUAGUGCUUGGCACGGAAGGCAUUGAAGGAUACAUAAAUCUUGGAAUGCCCCUCAGUUGCUUUCCUGAAAGCUGUCGUGUGCUAAUCACAUUUUCCCAGAGUAAAAGUAGGCAGAGAGAAGGGAGUCUGGUAUCUGGCCGGCAUGGCAAGGUAUCCCCUGAUUGUGUCAAAUUUUAUAUUCACGCGAUUGGGAAGAGCAAGAAGAGGCUCAUUAAGUGCAGGCAACUUCACAAAGAAGGGUGCAAACUCUGCGUCUACGCUUUCAAAGGAGAAACCAUCAAGGACGCUGUGUGCAAGGAUGGCAGGUUUCUCUCCUUUCUGGAGAAAGAAGACUGGAAACUAAUCAAGAACCUGGACUCCAUUCUAGAAAGCACACAGACCGUUGACAACCUAGAGGGCGAGCUCUUUGAGGUGGAAGUUGAGAAAAGAACAGGCUCCGAAGCAGGAGCCGCUCAGAAUUUGGAGUCCGAGGAAAGAAACAUUUGCGUGGUGAGAGAAGAAAUUGUGGCUCAAUACCCCAGUCUGAAGAAAGAAAGUGAAAGAGUCAGAGAAAACUUCAAGAAAGAGUUGGAACAUAAAAAGAGCAAAGUGUCCUUAUUUAAACUGCAUAAGGUAAAGUUUGGGAAACUGACAAAAAACUCUACCCCGGUUAAAAUGCACAAGCUUCUUUCCCAUCUGAGUGAUUCCGUGGGGUACCUGACAUGGAACAACAAUGGAAAUAGGGGUUCUGCUACCUGCUUUGUUUUUAGUAAGUUGUUCAUUUUAACUUGUCGGCACGUGAUAAAUGACAUCGUGGGCGAAGGAAUUGACCCCAGUAGGUGGGCAGACAUAAUUAGUCAGUGCGUAAGGGUGACAUUUAGUUAUGAAGAGCCCCCCGAGAAAGAAGAGAACUGCUUCUUCAUUGAGCCCUUGUUUGAGGUAUCUGAUGCAACUCUUGAUUAUGCCGUUCUGAAACUGAAGGCAAAUGAACAACAAGUGCCUUUGGGACUCUAUCAUAGGGUUGCACCUGCACCGCAUAGUGGCCUGAUAUAUAUCAUCGGCCAUCCGUAUGGAGAGGCAAAGUCUAGUGACGCUUGUACUGUGAUCCCUCUGGAUCAGCGAGUAGGGAAAUUUCAGGACCGUCUUCAGGCUGGAGAGGGAGAAGGCCGCGAUUAUGGUAUGCAAUAUAUCCAUAUGUACACCCAAAGAAGCUUCCAGGACAUAGCUCAAAAUCCGGAGGUGAUUACCUAUGACACCUCUUUUUACUUUGGGGCUUCUGGCUCCCCGGUGUUCGAUGCAAAAGGUUCACUGGUGGCCAUGCACACCGCUGGCUUUACUUCUAAUUGCCAGACUGGGUUAUCUCACAUUGUUGAGUUUGGCUGUACUAUGGACCACAUCCUUUUUGAUAUGAAGCAAAAACACAGACAGUGGUUUAUAGAAGAAUGUAUAAGUCAGGAAGAUGUGGAAAUGAUGAGUGUUGAGGAUUGAGGAUAGUGAGAAUUCAGUGUGUUUACACACUUGAAGGGGAUUACCCACAGCGUUGUUAUUCCAUAGGCAGUGGGGAUCAUUUCCUAAAUUGUAAAAUGGUUAAUUUCAUUUAAAAAAUUACUGUUGUGGAGCACUUACUAUGCACCAUUGCUCAAAACACAUGAAAACUAUAAUCCUAACAAGUGAACUGUUACCCCUAUUUUAAAGUUGAGCAAUGGGAAGAGCGAUGGGAUUACGACACUAGCACUAGUGUCACCGUUGUGUGUGGGUUUUUUCCCCCCAUCUUCUGUGGCUUCCCCUAAGUUCAGUUGCUUGAAGGCAAGAUGUAACAUUUGUUCAUCUCAGUGUCUGGAAGGUGGAAAGUAAGUGCUUAGGAAACAUGUGGGUCAAUCAGUAGCACCACUCAGGGCUGCUGUUAGUCUUAACUGAGGAACUAAAUGCUUGGUUAGAAAUAAUCUUACAGGGAUGCCUGGGUGCCUCAGCAGUUGAGCAUCUGCCUUUGGCCCAGGGCGUGAUCCCAGGAUCGAGUCCCUGCAAGGAGGGAGCCUGCUUCUCCCUCUGCCUGUGUCUUUGCCUCUCUAUGUGUGUCUCUCAUGAAUAAAUAGAUAAAAUUUUUUAAAAAUAAAUCUUACGCAAAAUCUUUAGCAUUUCCAAAAUCCUCAUAUUCCUAAAACUCAGGACAUAUGUGUUCUAAAAUUCAGAGGGUAACAUUGCUCUUCCUGUAUUUAUAGGCUAUUAGGGCAAAGAGAAUAUCUUAAAGAUCAUAGGAUUAUGAUCUUAUGUCCUUAUUUUUUACCUUUUUUGUCCUAGGAUUGCGUGCAGCACAGCACAUUACAUUUACUUGUUAUGCCUCCUGAGGCUCCUCUUGCCUGUUGAAGUUUCUCAGACUUUGACUAGAUGACUUUGACAGUUAGGAAGAGACCUGGUCAGGUCCUUCUGUAGGAAUUUGUCUGAUAACUAGAUGGGGUUGUGGGGUUUGGAGAGUAAAGCCAGGGGGCAAAGUGCCUUCUCACCAUAUCAUUUCAACGGCACAUAUUAUCCACACGAUUCAUGACUUGGCGUUGGCUUUGAAAUGCUGGCCAAAGUGGUGUUGAUCUCUGCAGUAAAGUUGCUCUUUCUCCAUCCUUUCUAUUAUGUACUCAUUGGAAGGAAGUUUUAUGCACAACCCACACCUAAGGAGUGGGGAGUUGUGUUCCCCUUCCUUAUGUCGGAAACUCCUGUGGUAUCUACACAUUCUAUAUGGAGUCCUUCUGCAUGGGAGAUUUGCCUCUUCUCACCCACUUAUUUGUACCAUAUGGACUCAUAGAUCUACCUGAGUUGUAAUCCAAUACUACCUUAUUGUGUUGGCCAAAUUGUUCCAGCUUUGGUCAUUGGGAGCCCUUGGGUGGGUUCUUGUGCCCCCUUUGACAUAUUCCUAUUGGAGUGUUGUUUGUCUCCUAGUUUUUUGAGCACUUUUUAGUUGCAGUCCUACAGGAUGCUCCAGGCUCCUCCUAUAUAUUUCCCGCCCCAGCCCUAGAAUCAGCCAUUUCUCCAAGGAACCCUGGUUACUUUUAAUGGAGAAAAGUGUUAGAAACCAAGAUCUGGGGGCACCUGGGUGUCUCAUUCGGUUGGGCGUCUGCCUUCAGCUCAAGUCAUGAUCCCAGGGUCCCAGGACUGAGCACCUCCUCAGGCUCCUUCCUCGGGGAGAAGUCUGCUUCUGCCUCUCCCUCUGCUCUUCUCCCCACUUGUGCUCUCUCUCUCUCUCAAAUAAAUAAAAUCUUAAAAAAAAAAAAGAUAAGAAACCAAGUCUGGGCACUAGGUAUGCUUGUUGCAUUUGGGUGUUAUUUCUUUUAUGCUCACUCAGCAGACAGAGAAAAGAAAUAUGUGUGUGUGUGUGUGUGUGUGUGUGUGUGUGUAUUAACUCAUGUACAGUCAUCCUCCCCAGUACAGUCUUGGCUUUGCUUUCUGGGGCUUCAGUUGCCUGUCUGUGGUCAAAUGCAGUCCGGAAGCAGAUGAUCUUCCUUCUGACUUAUUGCCAGAAGGUCAAUGGCAGCCUAACACUGAGUCACAGUGCCUAUGUCAUCCGCCUCACUUCAUCCUAUCAGGGAGGCAUGUUACCAUCUCACAUCAUCAUAACAAAAAGAAGACUAUAUGGUACAGUAAGGUAUUUUGAGAGAGGGAGAGGGGGGCAUUUACAUAAUUUUUAUUCCAGUACAUUGUUAUAGUUGUUCUUAUUGUUAAUCUCUCACUGUGCCUAAUUUACAAAUUAAACUUUAUCACAAGUAUGUGCAUAUAGGAAAAACAGAGCAUAUAUAGGGUUUGGUACCAUCUAUAGUUUCAGGCAUCCCCUAGCGGUCUUGAAACAGAUAAAGGGGAGGACUACAGAUAUAUCUAGAUAGAUACCUAUAUAGGUAUAUAUGUCUACAAACAUUCCUGUAUGUAACUAUCUAUAUGAUAAUAAAUUGAACAUUCUUACCGAUGUCUCCCACUCCAGUCCAGUACCACAUGGAUCAUUUUUGCCUCCGCCGUUGAACUUAUCCGUGAACUCCUAGGCCAACAGUGAGAAACAUGGCUCCUACCAUCUCCCAUCCACUUAAUUGCUUAAUUCAGUAUUCAUACAAAGCGGCGUCAGAGUUGUUCACCUGCACUGGGGUGGGAAAUAACGUUAUCAACUACAAUACAAUGUAUGGGUGUCGUCUCUUUUGCCUUUAGUCUUGCAGACUCUCUCCCAGAGUCACUGGGGUCACCAUCAUGUGAGGAGUUUUGUACAUUUACAAUGCAGUAGGGUUCUCUUGUCAUAGUCUGUCCUCUUUCCUUUCACUUCUCAAACCUAAGUGAUAUUUAAAAUUUGCAUACAUUGGGGCACCUAGGUGGCUCAGUUGGCUAAGUGACUGACUCUUGAUUUUGGCUCAGGUCAUAGUGUCCUGGGAUCGAGCCCUGCUUUGGCCUCCACACUCAGUGCAGAGUCAGCUUGAGGAUCCUCUCCUUCUUCCUCUGCCCCUACCCUUGCUCACAAUUUCUCUCUAAAAGUAAAUAAAUGAAUACUUCUUUUUAAAUUUGCAUGUAUCAAGGUUCUCUGCCCAUGCUGGGAGUUCAGCAGGCAUUAACAAGUGCAUGUCAUGUCUCCACCAUUACAAUAUUGUAUAGAAUUGUUUCUCCAGCCUCAGAGUCCCCUGGGUUUCAUCUGCUUAUCCCUCCCCACCCCCCGUCCUGAGUCCCUGGGGACCAGGGAUCCUUUUACUAUCUUUGUAGUUUUGCCUUUUCCCAGAAUGUCAAUGGAGUGGAAUCAUACAGUAUGGAGCCUUUUCGGUUUGACUUCUUUCACUUAGCAAUAUUUAACUAAGGUUGCUCUGCUUCUUUUGAUGGCUUGAGAGCUCACAUUUUUUUUGCCACUGAGUAACAUUCUGCUGUAUGGACACACUGCAGUUUGUGCAUUCAUUCACCUUUUGGAAGAUAUCUUACUUGCUUCAUUCAGUGCUAAGUGAUUGUGAAUAAAGCUGCUAUAAGCAUCUGCAUACAAAUAUUUGUGUGAACCUAGUUCUUGACUCCAUUGGGUAAAUACCUCACAGUAUGAUUACUAGACUGUAUGGUGAGAUUGUUUUUAACUCUGUAAGAAUCUGCCAAACUGUCUUCCAGAGUGGCCAUGUCAUUGUGCCUGCCCAGCAGCAGUGAAUGAGGGUUCCUGUCUCUUCACAUACUCACUAGUGUUUUGUGUUGUCAGUUUUUUGGAUUGUAGGCCUACUAAUAGUGUUGGAAUGCCUGGUUUUCUUUAGGGGAUUAAUGGGAUUUAUUCAUGAAAUUUGAGCUGCCUUGGAUGUGUCUGUACUUACAGUAUCAGUC
This is a messenger RNA of Nyctereutes procyonoides (raccoon dog), 5806 nucleotides long. It is a transcript of the gene FAM111A, whose product is annotated as FAM111 trypsin like peptidase A. NCBI's taxonomy places the organism in Eukaryota, Metazoa, Chordata, Mammalia, Carnivora, Canidae. The record is from RefSeq and is a predicted model, not a curated record. Bases 179 to 1987 code for a protein of 602 amino acids. The transcript is spliced from 4 exons.